Dreissena polymorpha is the source of this 684-nucleotide messenger RNA. RefSeq lists its product as uncharacterized. The record is from RefSeq and is a predicted model, not a curated record. The coding region runs from base 8 to 505 and encodes 165 amino acids. Lineage: Eukaryota; Metazoa; Mollusca; Bivalvia; Myida; Dreissenidae. The transcript has 2 exons.
UUCCAGCAUGGCGCCCGUAAACAUUAUGAACACGGAAGUGCCUGGUCGUUUCCGGUUUUUCGGGCAGGGGGGGAUGAGGGCCCAGCGGCCUCAUCAACAAUUGCUUGAAAGGAUGUUAAGAUGGGAACCAGAUGUAGUUAUCGUCGUCCUUGGGGGAAACGAUAUCACUUCAAGGUGCCAGCCACGUGAUAUUAGUCUGGACAUCCUUAAGUUGUGUCGACUGGUGAAGGCCCGAGGUGUUGCAACCGUGGUGGUGGCCGGCAUUUGCCAGAGGUGGGCAUUUCGCGAUAACGCCCUUACAUCAGACCGCUUCACGGCCAUAGGCAGCGCUAUCAAUCGUUAUGUCAGGAGAUAUUUUCCGGUAUCAUUCAUGGUUCACGUGCGGGAGGAUGUCCACUGGCUUUCAGACGGCGUACAUCUAAGUGACGAAGGAAUGGCAGAAUUUAUGGAGAGUCUAAGGCUGAAGUUGGCCAAGAUUUUUAAACCUAAGGACUUAGUAUUGUAAACAAGGGCUGUUUGUAAAACAUGCAUGCCCCCCAUAUGGGCUCUCCGUUGUAGUGACAGCCAUUGUGUGAAUAUGUUUUUUGUCACUGUGACCUUGACCUUUGACCUAGUGACCUGAAAAUCAAUAGGGGUCAUCUGCCAGUCAUAAUCACUGUACCUAUAAAGUUUCAUGAUCCUAGC